CCCCGCUGCAGUGGGCGGAGCCCCCCUCGGUCCCCGCCCCCGCCCCUCCGCCCCGGCUCAGCCUGUCGGGGCAGAAGCUGGGGCCCCGUGGAGGUAGCAGCAGCUGCCUGCCGAUUUGGAGACCCUGACACACCCACUUUCCCACUGGAAUCUGUAUAACCCCUGGCUGCCCAGCAAGAUGAAGCCUAAACUGAUGUACCAGGAGCUGAAGGUGCCUGCUGAGGAGCCCUCCAACGAACUACCCAUGAACGAGAUCGAGGCAUGGAAAGCUGCAGAAAAGAAGGCCCGUUGGGUCCUGCUGGUCCUCAUCCUGGCAGUCGUGGGCUUUGGUGCCCUGAUGACUCAGCUGUUUCUAUGGGAAUACGGCGACUUGCAUCUCUUUGGGCCCAACCAGCGCCCAGCCCCCUGCUAUGACCCUUGCGAAGCAGUGCUGGUGGAGAGCAUUCCCGAGGGCCUGGACUUCCCCAAUGCCUCCACGGUCAACCCCUCCACCAGCCAGGCCUGGCUGGGCCUGCUCGCCGGUGCCCACAGCAGCCUGGACAUUGCCUCCUUCUACUGGACCCUCACCAACAACGACACCCACACUCAGGAGCCCUCUGCUCAGCAGGGCGAGGAGGUCCUCCGGCAGCUACAGACCCUGGCACCCCGAGGUGUGAAGGUCCGCAUUGCCGUGAGCAAGCCAAGUGGGCCCCAGCCCCAGGCAGAUCUGCAGGCCCUGCUGCAAAGCGGUGCCCAGGUCCGCAUGGUGGACAUGCAGAAGCUGACCCAUGGCGUCCUGCACACCAAGUUCUGGGUGGUAGACCAGACCCACUUCUACCUCGGCAGUGCCAACAUGGACUGGCGUUCCCUGACCCAGGUUAAGGAGCUGGGCGUGGUCAUGUACAACUGCAGUUGCCUAGCUCGAGACCUGACCAAGAUCUUCGAGGCCUACUGGUACCUGGGCCAGGCGGGCAGCUCCAUCCCGUCAACCUGGCCCCGGCCUUAUGACACCCGCUACAAUCAAGAGACACCAAUGGAAAUCUGCCUCAACGGAACCCCUGCUCUGGCCUACCUGGCAAGUGCACCCCCACCACUGUGUCCAAGUGGCCGCACCCCAGACUUGAAAGCCCUGCUCAACGCGGUGGACAAUGCCCGGAGUUUCAUCUACAUCGCGAUCAUGAACUACCUGCCCACCAUGGAGUUCUCCCACCCGCACAGGUUCUGGCCUGCCAUUGACGACGGGCUGCGGCGGGCUGCCUAUGAGCGGGGCGUCAAGGUGCGCCUGCUGGUCAGCUGCUGGGGGCACUCUGAGCCAUCCAUGCGGGCCUUCCUGCUCUCCUUGGCUGCCCUGCGUGACAACCACACCCACUUUGACAUCCAGGUGAAACUCUUUGUGGUCCCUGCGGACGAGGCCCAGGCCCGAGUCCCUUACACCCGCGUCAACCACAACAAGUACAUGGUGACUGAACGUGCCACCUACAUCGGAACCUCCAACUGGUCCGGCAGCUACUUCACCGAGACAGCGGGCACCUCGCUGCUGGUGACGCAGAACGGGCGGGGCGGGCUGCGGAGCCAGCUGGAGGCCGUUUUCCUGAGGGACUGGGACUCCCCUUACAGCCAUGACCUUGACACCUCAGCCGACAGCGUGGGCAACGCCUGUCGCCUGCUCUGAGGCCCGGUCCAGUGGACAGGCCAGGCCUGCGAGGGCCCCGCGGGCGCGGGUGUUCCGGGUCUCAAUCCCUGUCCCCGUGCCCCCGCUUCUGUCUGCCCCAUCGUGGCUCCCACAGGCUCCCCCCUUGCUCUCCCGCUUCUACCUCCACCCCCGCCAGCCUGAUGCUGUGGCCGCAGAGGACCCAGCCAAGCUGGGGGAGGGAUCAGCCCCCGAAGAAGUAGGGGUGCAUGCUGGGCCUGGCCCCCUGGCCCACCCCACUUUCCAGGGCAAAGGGGGCCUGAGGUCAUAAUAAGAAGUAAAUAACUUGUGUGUACAGCCUGUGCCUGACUGAGUGGUGUGAGGUGGGGUGCCGGGUAGGGGACAGCUGGCAUGGGCCUCUGGUGGGGACACCUUCACGCAUGCUGAGCCCUCAGUGGGUGACCCUCAGUGGGUGGUUUGGUGUGUACUGGACGCUCAGCACAUGGCUGGCGUGUGCUGAGCCCUCAGUGGGUGACCAGCGUGGGCUGGCGUGUGCUGAGCCGUCGGCGCACAAUGCACGUGAGCUAGCGUGUGCUGAGCAGGCGCGUGUGACCUUGAGGGCUGGCAUGAACCGAGCCUCACGGAGCCAGCAUGGCACAGCGUGUGCUGCACGCUCGGCACGUCCCCAGCCAGAUGAGCGCGUGCUGAGCCACUGCCAUAGCCCGAGGGUGGACUCGCACGUCUGGACACGAGAGCAUGUACCAAGCGUGAAUUUACAUACACCUGCUGAGUGAACUUACACUUCGCAUGUCCCAAGCAUGGAUGAGUGCAUGCCAAGCCUGUCACGUGUGGCAAAGACAGGUCAACAGACGCUGAGAACCUGGCAUCUGGCAAGCUCAGAUUGGCACCUGCUGAGCACUGAGAAUGUUCUGAGGGUGGAUUCUUACGUGCCAGGCACUGAGCAUAUUUAAGGGAUGGGUCAGUGUGCCAAGCACAGCCUCCAGCCUGAGCCAAUGGCUGACUGGGUGCAGCAUUAGAGAGCAGGGCCUGGGUGCCCCCCUGAACCCCACCCCCGUGCCAGUCCAGGCCUCAGGCAGGGAGGACAGGCAUGAGGCAGUACUGCUGAACAAUGCUUUAUUGAAAUAAACAGAGGCAGCAGGGCCA
Molecule: messenger RNA, 2773 nt
Organism: Delphinapterus leucas (beluga whale)
Lineage: Eukaryota; Metazoa; Chordata; Mammalia; Artiodactyla; Monodontidae
Gene: PLD3
Product: phospholipase D family member 3
Molecular function (GO): catalytic activity
Source: RefSeq, a predicted model, not a curated record